Messenger RNA from Bacillus rossius redtenbacheri, 2043 nucleotides. RefSeq lists its product as uncharacterized. The record is from RefSeq and is a predicted model, not a curated record. Bases 1 to 2043 code for a protein of 680 amino acids. The transcript has 7 exons. Gene Ontology annotation, molecular function: serine-type endopeptidase activity. Lineage: Eukaryota; Metazoa; Arthropoda; Insecta; Phasmatodea; Bacillidae.
AUGGUUAAGGAGGGAAGUCAACCCAGCAGCAGAGGCCGAGGUUUUGACCUGACGCUGCAGCAGAUCACGUGCGCGGACGACGGCACCACUGGACGAGAUGACCUUUGCGGCCCUGGAGUUCUCCUGAACAAGAGUGCGUCUUGUUUGUACGUCGUGCGGCCAGCGUCACCACGCUUCUGUCAGCUGGAGAUCACAUUCCGCCGCUUCUCUCUGGACAACUCCACCGGUUGUGCUAAACCACGCCUGGAGAUAGUGGACCAAGACGUCCUUUGCAGGGAGGUGGCUGGCUCUCGUAGGUACCAGUGGAAAGACAACGAGCUUCGAAUGUUGUUUGUGACUAACGGUGAAACUGUCAGCCAUGAUUUUAAAAUUUAUGUCACGCAGAUACCAUGUCAUGAGGAUGAUAGAACGCUGAAAAUUUCUAAAUCCUCAAGUUCCAAUGAACAAAAUUACACACACUACGAGCUUAAUCGUAUCAGUUCAUUACAAUCUACGGCUAUGGCUUUAUUAUCUGAUUUACAAAAUCCUCGGCUAUGCUUUGGGAAAAUCUACUCUGACAAGGUAUUUAUCAUCACAUCUCCCGAGAUUCCUAACGACACUCGACGAAACGGUGAAUGCGUAAUCGUUAUUCAACAACACAACUCCGACGUCUGUCGCCUACGAUUCAUGCUCAAGUACUUUUGUGUUGGCGAGGAGCACAACCAUACCAGGUGCGACGGAGGGUACUUGGAAGUGGAUGGUCGGCAGAUAUGCGGUUGUCAGACUGGCAGAGCUGUAACCUCGGAGUUCGGUUUGGCAGUAAAUGAAGGCCAAAAAAUAUUGAAGUACGUUCCAGGGAAGUUGCACAUACCAGCGGUGAGAGGCUUUGUUAUCGAAGUAGUGCAGGAAACGUGUUUUGUCAUCGAGAACAGAAACGAGAUAAACCUAGAUCACCAUGCUGCUGCUUGGCCGAAAACCCUGUCACAAUUGGUGAGGCAUCGCCCGCUGGUGAUCAGUGAUUCUUCGCAACAAAACAGCGAAGGUAGCGGAAGUACGAACGAGCACUCGCAGGGGUCUCGGCACGAAGAGUCCAGCGAGGGAAGCAGGGUUCGAAGGUCGCCGUACGCAAACGGUUUCUGGAAGUGCAACUUGAAGACGUGGUUCCGCCAGCUCGGGGAGGGGUUCGGGAAGACAUGCCCGAGUCCGCAGGCGCCCCGCUGCCGAGUCACGAACGAGGUGGAAGGCAUCCUUCAGUCUCCCAACUACCCCGGACCUUACCCUGCGAACCUGCGGUGUUGCUACAGGAUCGCCCGGCGGGCCGGCUACUGCCGCCUGCAGCUCACCAUGCUGGACUUCAGCCUGCAGCUGAGUGCCGGCUGCGGCGAGGACUACCUGGUGCUGGGAGACAGAGGCCGCUACUGCGGCGCCUCCCUGGCCGCCACCACGUCUUACCUGGACCUGUCGGCGCGAGGCCACGCGGACGUGCUGUUCGUGACGGACUCCGACGGCGCGGGCCGCGGGUUCCGGGCGGCCUUCAGGCAGCUGCCUUGCUCGGCGUGGGGCCCGACGACCCCUGGCACCGCCACGACGCGGCCCCCCAGCUACCCCUGCGGCGACCUGGUGCGCGGGCGGUCCUUCCGCCUGGCCAGCGCGCGCUACAACCUGGCGCUCGCCGUCUGCACCUUCACCGUGCUGCGCGCCGGCCAGAUCUCGAUGGAAAGGUUCAACCUCACCUGUGGGCAAGAGUCGCUGCAGAUUGGCAGCCAGUUCUACUGCGGAGUUUUGACGGGUAACUACGUAAGCGCCAAGUUCAGCGGCGACGAGGUGCAGAUAGUGUACCGCAAGUCAACAGUGGACAGCCCAGGAGAGUUCGUCAUCCAAGGACAGCAGGUGGCGGACUGUGAGCUCACGUUGCUAUCCGCCGCACUGCAGUCCAGCUCGCCUGGACGGCUGGAGCUCGCGGUACACAGGUUGGCUCAGCAGCUGGAAGCUCGGGAACACAGAGCUGAGCUCCACGAGCGGCUGCCGAGAAGGGUCCGGCCCGACUGGAAACUCCCGGCGUAG